Fomitopsis serialis is the source of this 898-nucleotide messenger RNA. RefSeq lists its product as uncharacterized. NCBI's taxonomy places the organism in Eukaryota, Fungi, Basidiomycota, Agaricomycetes, Polyporales, Fomitopsidaceae. The transcript is spliced from 2 exons. Bases 220 to 561 code for a protein of 113 amino acids. The record is from RefSeq and is a predicted model, not a curated record.
GGCUCGCCUCACUUCCGCACGCUACUGUGACUCUACCGUCCCGCUUUCUCGUUCAUUUCUGUGCGGAAGACAACGGUGGACACCCCGAGACAUAUUCAGGAAUGAAUACAACUGGGUAAGCUUGGCCCGGUCAUCUAUGUACGCACCAACCUACUACCAAUCUCAGACUGACCCUCUCGUCAACGAAUAUGUCGGACAGCACGUCGACGGGCAUGUCGAAUGGCACGCCAUCGGGUACGAAGGGAUGCGCUUGCUCGGGCAGAUCAUGAUGGAGGCGGAGCUGCAAACAUGAUCAACGAGGUCGACGCGGCCUGGAACAGCACGAUCGACUUCCCCGAGUUCCUCACUAUGAUGGCACGCAAAGUGUGUGACGCGGAAAGCGAGGAGGAGACCAAGCAGGUUCCAAGGUCUUCGACAGGGACGGCAAUGGCUAGAUCUCCGCCAUGGAGCUCGCCCAACUACGGUGAGUGCGCUCGUCUGCGUGGGGAGGCGGUGCGCAGGCGAGAAGCUGUCGGACAACAAGGUCGACAAGAUAAUCCGCGAGGCGGAUGUAGACGGUGACGGUCGAAUCAAUUAUGAUGAGUUCUUGAAGGUACGCUCACUACCUCUUCAUCUGCAUUGUCACCAGGCCGCAAUGAACGCGAGCGGAUACCCGGUAGCUUUCGAGGCAAGAGCGGACGAACGAGAAAGACGGGCAUUGACCUAGAGAAUGUGUGCAUAGUGCCACUGCGGGGGCUAAUCCAUCCGUGCAGUGUUAAGAAGUAUACGACUGCUGCAUUGAUCAGAGCCUGCUCAUUUGUCGGGACCUGAAACAUGCGAAAUUGGUAUGGUUGCCGCUUUUUGUUCGUGUAAGGACUUGAUGUAGUAGUAGUAAUGAUUGGCAUCACAAAGAUCAGAU